AUGCACUGGUUCAAGUCGCUAGUCGUGUUGCCCAUGCUUGCCUGGGUGACUCUGCUCUCUAUGGGAGCUCGAGCUGAAUCCAACAUUGGCAUCGGCAAGAGCGACAUCACCGGGCCUGCUGCGGAGGUCCUCAUGAUGGGGUUCUCGGAUCUCAAGGAGAGCACUGCAGGAAUUCUUAACCGGCUGUACGCCAGAGCCUACUUCAUCGAAGACCCCGUCACCAGCAGCCGCGUCAUGUUCGUUCACUGCAACCUGCACUCUGUCAUGCAGCUGGUGCACCAAGAAGUUCUCGCUCAACUCGCCACCAAGUAUAACGGCGUCUACACCGAGCAGAACGUCGUUCUACACGCCACGCACACGCACGCUGGACCGGGAGGCACUGCCGGCUACUUCCUCUACGACGUGUCCAUCCUCGGGUACAUCAGCGAGAACUUCGACAAGAUCGUGGGCGGCAUCUUGGACGCCAUCGACCAGGCGCACAACUCGGUGGCGAGCGGCACGAUCCGCAACACAACGAUUGAGUCGGCUGAGAUCAUUGGCAGGCGAGAGUAUGACGCUUUGUCAGCGCUGAUCAAUAGCACCUCCGAGUUGAUUCAAGGAAGUGCGGUCGCCAAGCUCUCGUACGUGGACAUGAGCAAUGUGACGCUCGAUGGUGUCCAGGCCACUGACGAGGAUCCGUACGCAGACCGAACGUGUCCUGGAAUCGUCGGACAGAACUUCGCUGCUGGCACGGAAGAUGGACGCGGCCUCGGCUGGUUUAGCGAGGGGGAUCUCAAGACCAAUCAGUUCUUUAAAGCGCUUGGAGCUGCUCUAAGCACGAAGACGCCGCAGUGGGUGCAGGACUGUCAGAACAGCGUCAAACCUGUUCCGUGGACGCCCAACAUCCUUCCCGUUCAGAUCGUCAAGAUUAGCCAAUUCGCGAUCGCUGUCACUUCGUUUGAGGUCACGACCAUGGCUGGACGGCGCAUCCGUAGCACUGUGAACGGGGCGUUGGCAGACGCUGGAGUCACGGAGGUCGAGCUGGCGACUAUCAGCAACGCGUACGUGCAGUACAUGACCACGAAAGAGGAAUACCUCGUCCAGGACUACGAAGGCGCGUCAACGCUUUUCGGUCGCAACCAGCUCGCUGCCGUACAGCAAGAGCUGUCUCGAGUCGCAGCGUCGAUCGUGGAUACUUCGAUUGAGCUCGAUGUGGGCCCGACCCCACUGAAAAUCGAUCGUGACUCCCUCGUAACCUUCCAAACUGGUGUAGUUGUCGACACGGCGCCUUCAGGUGGCUUCAGCGCUGUUCGUACACAGCCCGAGAGCUCGUAUGCCAUCGGUGACAUGGCCUCCUGUGUCUUUGCGGGCGCUCACCCGAAGAAUGCGCUCACUCUGGUCACAUCGUUCUGCGACGUCGAGCAGCUCGAGUCCGAUGGAAGUUCGUACCGCACCGUCAUGACCGAUGCUCACUGGGAUGUUCGCUACCACUGGGAACGCUACGGCGUCGCUGGAAGCAAGAACACUUGCGAGUGGAACAUACGAGCUGGAGGCCAAACGAGUGUGGCUGGCACGUAUCGCUUCGUUCACCGCGGGUACGCAAAGAGUCUGACUGGCACCCUGACAGUGUAUGAGAGUACUUCGGGCACCUUUACGGUGACAGCGUAA
Messenger RNA from Phytophthora sojae, 1647 nucleotides. RefSeq lists its product as hypothetical. The transcript has 2 exons. The record is from RefSeq and is a predicted model, not a curated record. Lineage: Eukaryota; Oomycota; Peronosporomycetes; Peronosporales; Peronosporaceae. Gene Ontology annotation, molecular function: N-acylsphingosine amidohydrolase activity. Bases 1 to 1647 code for a protein of 548 amino acids. Gene Ontology annotation, biological process: ceramide catabolic process; long-chain fatty acid biosynthetic process; sphingosine biosynthetic process. Gene Ontology annotation, cellular component: extracellular region.